UCAGGACUACGAGUCUUAGCACACGACCAAAAUUACUUCCCGGUUGGUUGGUUGGUUGGUUGGUUGGCUGAAUGGCUGCUUGCUUGCUUGGUUGGCAAGUGGGGCUAGCCUAACCUCCUGGUUGUCCGCCCCUCUCGAGCUCGACAACAAUUUUGAAUCGCCCAAAGGUUUCAAGAAUGGAUUGAUUAUGUGGAAAAUGGAGAAGGCUUCCCUUUUGUUAUGAGGAGCAUCAGAUUUGGCGAAACUCGGACGAGGCCACCAAUUCGGGGACUCUACCGGUCUAUAAACGAUUAUGGAGUGCUGAUGAUAGUACAGGUCUCGUAAAGUUGAUAUGUUUAAGAAUUAUGCGCCCAAGAAGGGGUCCUUCUUGUUUUGGGAAUGAACUUGUUCUCAUCACUUUCAUUGAUCGCCAAUGAGGCAAAUUGGGUUUCGAGAGAAAGUAGUCGUACCAAUACUGGUGGCUAGAAUCCGCAAGCAAAGAGCUGAUGUGUUCAAACUCACACCUGCGUUCAAAUCGCUUUUAAAUAUCCAGAACGGAUCACUUUGGAGUGGAAAAUUAUAGACUCUAAUAGUCAAGUCAGGGUUAAGAUGGCUAUGUAAAUGAUAAUAGCCCCGAUAACAGCCCCCUUCCAUGGGUAAGUGGAGAAAAAUCCAAUAAAAAUCCUGACACAGAAGGCUAUUUUGGAUCCAUGAUGAUACCAGUGGUUCGGUCCGUAUACUCACUCCCCUCAUUCUAGGUUUUAGCGAGGACUAGAGAGGGCCCGCAGACCCGCGGAUGCUUCGAGAAGUCCCGUUUGCGCUUAUCUUUUGACAGACGAUGCAUUCGAAGAAAACCGAACGCGUCGCGGUCGGAGCACAAGCGGAGACUUGAACGCACCUCGAUUUGAACAUCUUCAGUUGGUUCCUGGAGUUUGAUGAGGCCACAUAUCCCUCUGUCAAGCUUCUAAUCUUUGAAGUCGGCCUCAGCUGAAUAGAAAGUGAAAGCAAUACAAGUUCAUGCUCCUCUCGACUUGUUGGCAUCAUGUGUGAAACCUUGCAACUGACUUGGAAGCUACCCAAUACACACGCCACGAAGACCAUGCCCAAGAGAACCUCCUCCGUUCUCAGAGCGAAGGCACCAAAGAAGGUCAGGUCCGCCAAGGCUAAUAAUAACAGCAAUAACAAAACGAAGAAGAAUUACAAGUCAGAGGAGGAAGUGGAUAAAUACGCUCUUCGAGCAUGCUCCAUUAAGAAACGAAUCGAAACUGAAUCUCGUAAAGGACAACCUCGGAAGCGAGGUCCAAAGCCUAAGCCUCGUCCUCUUCCCAUGAGCAAGUACCGCAGAAAGACGGCCAACUUGAGAGAGAGACAACGAAUGGGUGAGAUAAACGUUGCCUUUGAUAAGCUCAAGGACAAAAUCCCCACCCCCAUCAUGGCGGGUAAAGGUCGGUGUGAAAAGUUAACCAAGAUUAACGUCCUUCACGUGGCCAUUAACUAUAUCCGAGCUCUGGAGAACAUCUUGGACACUGGCGAUGCCGGAGUAAAUGUAUAUGGCACAUCCAUCGUUCAAAGCCCUUUCUGUCCCUUACCUACGGGUGAAGGUGAUGACCUGGAGGAUGAGGACAUGGACACGGAGGAAGGAGAUUCCAACGAUCCCUUGGAGGCUCUGUCCAACGCCAUCAAAUUGACGGCCACAAUCAAUAAAUCCAAGAAACGAAACAAAAGUGAGUCGAGUUCCAACUCAAGUGGAGAUGAUAGCGGUUUCAUGGAAGAUGCGGAUGAUCCAGGUGAUGAUAGAAGUCCCGGUUCAACCCCAACCAAGGGCCUCGACAAUAGUCCCGAGGUGGAUUGUCCGGAUUGGACUGAGCUCACUUCCACUUUGGAUUUCCUGCCUCGCGUUGUUGGCUUCAAAUCUCAACCUCCUCCUGUGGCAACCCCUUCCAUUCCUGCUCCGGCGCCUCCCACCACUACCAGUGGUAACCUCGACACUCUUUUGACCAUAUCAGCGGCACCAGUGUUGCCAAAUAAAAGUGCCCGCCGAGUGCUCCAGCCCAAGCACUUCAAUCAGCAAAGCCCGGAAGCUGCUACUGGAUCUCGGAACGGCGUCGGGAGUGGCGGGAGAUCACCUCAGCUUCCCCCUCCUCUUUCUUCCUCUCUGUCUUUGAUCGGCGACACUUCUUCCAUUGGCGCGGGAGUCUUGAAUACAGGAACUACUGGGAAAGGAAGUGAUUUCAUUGGCGGAGGGGGAGGAGGACUCGAUCCUGGUUUGAUCACGUCUCAUGUGGCAGAUCUUUUCACCGAGUUGGCCGGUAGUUUUGACGAGUCCUUGGAAGGAUUCGAGGACUUCAACUUUGGGGUGGUUGAUCCGUUCGAAAAUUUGAUUUGAUGAGGUCCCUGCAGACCGAUGUUCUGGUGCUUGCUAGGAAUUAUGCUUCUUUUUCACUUCAAUGUCUAGCCCUCCUGUUAAUCAAUCCCUAUGGUAUUACUUGUUGAUGAACACAAAUGUUUUACAAACCACUUUCUAGCAUCUCUUCAACCCUCUCUGUGACCUGAAAAUCCCCCAAGACAGAAUUCUGUUGUGCCAUUCAUGUAAAUAUAUUUGUGAUAUCCAACAUAGUUAUGAGCUCGUUUCAUCAAAAAUGCCAUUAUGGAAAUAAAGAAAAGAGUUCAGAAUCUUCAA
Molecule: messenger RNA, 2659 nt
Organism: Tigriopus californicus
Lineage: Eukaryota; Metazoa; Arthropoda; Copepoda; Harpacticoida; Harpacticidae
Exons: 1
Coding region: 1022-2365 (447 amino acids)
Molecular function (GO): protein dimerization activity
Source: RefSeq, a predicted model, not a curated record